AUGGCCAUUUCUGUGUCCAAGAAGAGAUCUAGACUACCCAAAAAGGCAGAAGCAGAAGAACUUGGUUCCUUCAUUUCAGUUCUAUCCAAACUUCUAUGUAGAAUCCCUGCGGUGCUUCUCGUUUUAGUCCUUCUCUUCCUAUGGUCUUCUUCCACCACCAUUAUCUCCGGGAACAUUGUCCACGUGUGCGUGUCUUCCCGGAGGCUUAACAACCUCUACUGCCUCUCUGCUGGAACCCAACCUAAUUUUGAAAUCCCAGUUUCGAUCGUCCACAAUACUUCUAGUAGUACUAGUACUACUCCAGAGAUGGUGGAUGUUUUUGUUGAAAACCCGGUUCCAAUUGCAGAUAACAGCACUGGAAAUGAAAGAGAUGAGGUUGAGAAUGCUGUUAAGAUAGUUGAAGAGCAGCUUCGGGCACAUCGAUCCUGGACGGCAAAUGGGAAUACUGGUGACUGCAAUGGGAGGGGGGUGUUUGUGUAUGAUCUGCCACCAAAGUUCAAUAAAGAGUUGGUGGAUCACUGUUAUGAUAUGAUUCCAUGGAUGGACUUCUGUAAAUAUUUGAGCAACGAGGCGUUGGGAGAGCCGAUACUGAAGCUUGGAAAGGGAUGGCACCAGACUCAUCAGUAUUCUCUGGAACCAAUAUUUCAUUCCAGGGUUUUGAAGCAUCCUUGUAGGGUUUACAAUCAGAAUGAAGCAAAGCUCUUCUAUGUCCCAUUCUAUGGUGGACUAGACAUCCUGCGAUGGCACUUCAAGAAUGUUUCCAGUGAUGUCAAGGACACCUUGGGGUUAGAACUCAUACAGUGGCUUGAGUCUCAGCAGCCAUGGAUUCGAAAUUCAGGUAAGGACCAUGUGUUUGUUUUAGGCAAAAUCUCUUGGGAUUUCAGGAGGAAUAACAAAAUUUCAUGGGGGACUAGAUUUCUAGAGCUUGAUCAAAUGCAGAACCCAAUAAAGCUCUUGAUAGAGAGACAACCAUGGCAUAUGAACGACAUUGGCAUCCCACAUCCUACUCACUUCCACCCCCAUUCAGACGACGAUAUCAUCACAUGGCAGCUCAAAAUCAUGCGGUCCAAGCGCAAAAACCUAGUGAGUUUUGCAGGCGCUGCAAGGCCAGGUGCACCAGAAAACAUAAGGUCGAUACUGAUCAAACAGUGCACUUCAUCAGAUACCGGAAAAUGCCAGUUUCUGAACUGCGAUUCAGGUGAUUGUCGUCAGCCUGAAUCUAUCAUUGAGCUGUUCAUGGAGUCGGAAUUCUGCUUACAGCCUCCUGGAGACAGCCCCACAAGAAAAUCAGUAUUUGACUCUCUGGUAUCAGGCUGCAUCCCAGUUCUGUUCGAUUCAUUCACAGCAUACUACCAGUAUCCAUGGCAUUUACCAGAGGAUCAUACCAGGUAUUCAGUGUUCAUAGACCAAGAAGAUGUGAGAUCAAUGAAGAUGAAUGUGGUGGAGAGGCUGAUGAAGGUUUCAGUGAGGGAAAGAGAGGACAUGAGGAGAUACAUUGUGUAUGAACUGUUGCCUGGAUUGGUGUAUGGAGAUUCAAGUUCUGAGUUUGACAAGUUCCAGGAUGCAUUUUCCAUCAGCAUGAACAACCUUCUCGAAAGGAUCAGCAGAUUGGAUUCAACUUCUGUAAAUUAA
Molecule: messenger RNA, 1632 nt
Organism: Vitis vinifera (wine grape)
Lineage: Eukaryota; Viridiplantae; Streptophyta; Magnoliopsida; Vitales; Vitaceae
Product: xyloglucan-specific galacturonosyltransferase 1
Exons: 1
Coding region: 1-1632 (543 amino acids)
Molecular function (GO): glycosyltransferase activity
Source: RefSeq, a predicted model, not a curated record